Messenger RNA from Gadus chalcogrammus (walleye pollock), 3224 nucleotides. RefSeq lists its product as uncharacterized. The transcript is spliced from 5 exons. The record is from RefSeq and is a predicted model, not a curated record. Gene Ontology annotation, molecular function: RNA polymerase II cis-regulatory region sequence-specific DNA binding; DNA-binding transcription factor activity. Gene Ontology annotation, biological process: regulation of transcription by RNA polymerase II. Bases 752 to 2473 code for a protein of 573 amino acids. Lineage: Eukaryota; Metazoa; Chordata; Actinopteri; Gadiformes; Gadidae.
UCAUGCCAUCGGAGGCAGCUCAGGAGGUCGUGCGAGUUAACUUGGCAGGUAACCGGAAGGUUGCUGGUUCGAUCUCCGGCUCCUCCUAUCUGAGUGUCGAGGUGUCCCUGAGCAAAAUACCUCACCCUAACAGCUCCCGACGAGCUGGCUAUGAAUGUUAGGUCAAAUUUGCAAGGUCUUUGAGUGGCCACGGGUAAGAAAAGUACUGUAUAUAAAUUAAACAUAUUAUAUAUUAGGUUUAUUUACUAUUGCCGCCGGGGUGCUGCUUCGCUUCAACCAAGAUUGUCCUGCCUCCCAUUCCGUAGUUUUCCUUUUGAUCCCGGAAGAGUUAUUGUUUAUAGAAAUGCAGGCAGAUUUGAGGCAAAUGGUCUUCUCUUUUCAUCGUCGAACGAUAUAUCUCCGUCAUAUUCACCUUUCCCCGUGGUCUAAAAUGUUUUAAUUAUUUAUUUCUUCGUUCUGACAUCUUCGCUUUCUAACAUCGCCGAGGCGCACAAUCUAAUGUAAUAACUCGAUUAGCUUAGCAACUUAGCUACAGGGGUUGUGGUGGCUCGGUAACACACCGAUGAACGGGUCCUUUCUGGACGGGAAGUGCAUCUAAAUCCAGCUAGAAAGUAAGUCAUUUGAAAUCCGUGAACCCCCAGCAACCCUUCUUUGUCUCAAACUGAAAGCUAUUGAGUGUUUCGUGUAAAAACCGGGCUAAACUCGGGCAUCCAAAACUACAAAGAACUACAAACCACAAAGAACUACAAAGAUGUCCGAGGCGAUCGUCACGUUCCAGUCCCAGCUCUCGGGCGUGAUGGAGACGGUCUUCAAGGCUGCCAUGUACGAGAUCACCCGUCUGGUGGAGGACAGCUUCCUGGAGGAGGUGACCCGCAGCCGGGAGCAGGUGGAGUCCCUGAAGCGGCGGCUGAAGUGGUCCGAGGGGCGGCGGAAAGAGAGGGACCGGGACGGGGGUCGGUGUGUGGACUGCGGGCGAGUGGGGGAGUCCAGCGACGCCGAUGGAGGUGAGGCCAGAUCCUCCUCAGCCGUUAAGACAGAAAAAAGUCAGAAAUUGGACAAAGCGUCGAAAGAGGAGAUUCAUGGUUGCCGUGCCAACGGGGAAGAGAGAUCCAUGCAGAGAUCCAAGCACGACAAAUCAGACACCAGUGUAUCACCAAAGUCCACAAACACCAGCAGAGAACAUCUGGAUCGCAUGCCCAAAGAAGAAGCCCUCUGCAUCACUCCCACCCCGGACACCAGCGAGCUCACAGAGAGAUGGGGAAUCAACUUAAAUGGCACCGAGGGGGCCGCCUUUACAAGUCCCUCUAAAAACAUCAGUGACACAGCCAUCCAACGCUGCCAGAAGGACUGGGAGCCUGGCCUGAACCAGAGGCAGGAACAAAGUCCCGACACCCACUCGCCGGGCCCGGCCGGACCCCUUUACCAGAACACCUAUGGCAUGGAAGACCUCGGCGGCUUUGAAAGGACCGAGUGUGCCAGUGGCAAUGUGCUAGACAUCGGUGGCAUGGACGGCUCCACCGAGUCCCCGCCCAGCCGCGUAGGUGAGGACCUGAGUUACAUCGGCCAUUAUGAGGACGACAUGGGGGCCUUCGAGAGGACGGAGCCUCAUCAGUCCUACCCACUCAGCCACCCUCAGAGUAGUAGUAGCAGAAGAGGUGCGAUGUGCUCACCCACCGAGUCCCCCUCAGGGGCCAACAUAGAGGUGAGCGGAGGGUUCAGUUGUCUGCUGAUUAACGAAGAGGGCUACCUUCAGGACCAGAGUGCCCUUUACCCAGAGCACACGCCCGGUGCUUCAGGCAGUCGACUGGGCUUCCGGGGGCAAGACGCACAACACAACGGCGAAUCGUCGUUGCAGCAGGGCCGUGCAGAGGAUCUUUACGGGCCCUCUGAGUCCUUCAUCCAAAGUCUAAAUAUGGGAGAGAGGGUGCAAGUUCAGGUGGGAGGACGGGGAGGGAGGAAGCACAAUUGUAAUCAGUGCUCCAUGUCCUUCCCCGACUCCUCUUCUCUGAAGGCCCAUAAGCAGCAGACGCACAGCGUGGGCCAACGACCCCCGUACUCAUGCAAUCAGUGUGGAAAGACCUUCACCCAAGCCCAUAGCUUUAAAGUCCACCAGAGGAUCCACUCUGAGCAAGGGCUGCACCUCUGUAACCACUGUGGCAAGGGCUUCCCCGGCAUCGCUGACCUGAAGUCACACAAGUGCAACCAAACGGGUGACAAGCCAUAUUGUUGUACUGUAUGCGGGAACAAGUUUAGCCGCCUGUGGAAUCUCAAGUUGCACAGACGCAUUCACACGCAGGAGAAACCUCACCGGUGUAGCAUGUGCGAUAAGAGCUUCACGCGGGCAGACAUUUUGAAGGUCCACCAACGUACCCACACGGGGGAGAGACCGUAUUGCUGCGCUCUGUGUGGCCUCAGCUUCAAACGCCUGGACCACCUCAAGUCGCAUCAGCGCAAACACAAGUCCGAUCUUUGAGAUUGUGUGUGUUUAAACGAGUGUCCUUGUAUUCACUUUUAUUGAUGUUAGUAUUUUGGUAUGUUGCUAUUUUAUUUUUUCAAUUGUGAUUGCAUUAUAUUAUUUAGAGCUAGUGAGAUGUCAUUUUUGCUUCCAUGAUGCCACAUUUUCAAUUGGAUAUUGUAUUUUGAGUAAUUGGAGGAUCAACAAACAGUGUAUUCAAUGUUAUGUGUGGCUGGAUUGAGCUGUACAGCAUCAGAGAUAAUUUGUGUCACAAUCAAAAGACUUGUGUUUGCAUUAUAGGAAAUGAAGAUUUCAUGGUCUAAAGUCCAUUCCAGUUUAUUGCUGUCAUUAAGGUUCAUUAUAUUCUUCUGUAAGCGUUUUUUUAUUUGUUUGUAUAAUACCAUUUAUUUUGGUGGCGAAAUAUUCAGAAUAUCUGUAAUGUGUUUUUAUAUUUGGAUAUGUUUGAUUUGUACUCUUUACCAUGGCUACAUUUAUGCUUGUUACUACAUACUGUGUAUUGCUGUUCAUUUAAACAUUUUAAUAAAAUUCUGAAUACGGUAAUUACAUCACUAAUUGUACUACAUUGAAGCUGAAGCUGGGUUGAAACACACAUUGUCCUGCUUUGACAUUGGACAGCCAGUAUGAUAUUUUUUUAAAUGUGCAAAGUAAUAGAUGAUUUAGGGGUAUAGCCCCAGAGAAAUUAGCUUUGGUCGACGAACAAGAAAAUAACAUAAUACGCUUUAAUUGAAAACGACGUUGCAGUAAUGCA